Messenger RNA from Kickxella alabastrina, 735 nucleotides. Its product is annotated as 60S ribosomal protein L2. NCBI's taxonomy places the organism in Eukaryota, Fungi, Kickxellomycota, Kickxellomycetes, Kickxellales, Kickxellaceae. The coding region runs from base 1 to 735 and encodes 244 amino acids. Gene Ontology annotation, molecular function: structural constituent of ribosome; RNA binding. Gene Ontology annotation, biological process: cytoplasmic translation. The record is from RefSeq and is a predicted model, not a curated record. The transcript is spliced from 2 exons. Gene Ontology annotation, cellular component: ribosome; cytosolic large ribosomal subunit.
AUGGGUAGAGUCAUCAGAAGUCAGCGUAAGGGUGCCGGGUCCAUCUUCACGUCCCGCACUCACCGCCGUAAGGGCGCCGCCAAGCUCCGCUCGAUCGACUUCUCCGAGCGCAACGGCUACAUCCGUGGCCUGGUCAAGGAGAUUAUCCACGAUCCCGGACGCGGUGCCCCCCUCGCCAAGACCCGCACUGAGCUGUUCAUCGCCACUGAGGGCAUGUACACCGGCCAGUUCGUGUUCUGCGGUAAGACCGCUCAGCUUGUUAUUGGUAACACCCUCCCCGUUGGAAAGAUGCCCGAGGGUACCAUUGUCUCGAACAUUGAGGAGAGACCCGGUGACCGUGGCUCGCUCGCCCGUACCUCCGGUAACUACGCCACCGUCAUUGGCCACAGAGUUGAGGAUGGCAUUACCCGUGUCAAGCUCCCCUCGGGUCACAUGAAGGCUCUUAAGUCUGACUGCCGCGGUACCAUUGGUAUCGUUGCCGGUGGUGGCCGUACCGAGAAGCCCCUGCUUAAGGCUGGUCGUGCUUUCUACAAGUUCCGUGCCAAGCGCAACUCGUGGCCUAAGACUCGUGGUGUUGCUAUGAACCCCGUUGAUCACGUCCACGGUGGUGGUAACCACCAGCACAUUGGUAAGGCUUCGACCGUUGCCCGUAGCUCCGUUCCCGGACAGAAGGUUGGUCUUAUUGCUGCUCGCCGCACUGGUCUCCUGCGCGGUACCAAGAAGCUCAAGGAAUAA